GAGUUCUUCCGCUUCUUGCCGCGCGACGCGCCGCCCGCGCAGCUCUUCCGCUGCCGGGGCUGCAGGUGGACAUGUCGCAGUCGUCGGCCAGCCUGGUGCAGCUGACGGCGGUGCAGCUGGCGACGUCGGGCCGCUACCGCUGCGAGGUGUCGGCCGAAGCGCCGUCCUUCCAGACAGUCUCCGACCACGGCGAGAUGCAGGUCGUCGCGCUGCCGGACGAGGGGCCGCGCAUCAGCGGCGGCCGGCCGCGCUACGCCCUGGGCGACACGGUCCGCGUCAACUGCACCUCCGGGCGCUCGCGGCCGCCGGCGCAGCUCAUGUGGUUCAUCAAUGGAGAGCAGGUGCUCCUCCCCCUGGCCAUGUUAUGUGCGUCUGACUGUGUUAGCUGUGUGUGUGUGUAUCAGGUUGACUGCCAUCGCGCCUGUAUGGGCGGAGAGCAGGUGCUCCUCCCCCUGGCCAUGUUAUUUGCGUCUGACUGUGUUAGCUGUGUGUGUGUGUAUCAGGUUGACUGCCAUCGCGCCUGUCUGGGCGGAGAGCAGGUGCUCCUCCCCCUGGCCAUGUUAUGUGCGUCUGACUGUGUU
Messenger RNA from Gryllus bimaculatus (two-spotted cricket), 581 nucleotides. Lineage: Eukaryota; Metazoa; Arthropoda; Insecta; Orthoptera; Gryllidae. The record is from the annotation of a GenBank genome assembly.